UUUGGCUUUAGGUUUUUUCCGGGUGCUAUAAAAAUAGAUCUUUUACAUCUUUAUCUUAAAUUCUGUCUGUAACUUUUACACAUGACUUGCUUGCAGGUCAAGUAAUCUGAGAAGCCUUAGACUUGCAAUGUGCAAUCAAAUAACAGAUGAGGGAGUCACGGAAGCAGUUGUGAAACUACCAUUGCUUGAAGACCUUGAUGUUUCAUUCUGCGCAUUUUUAGGAGAGUCUCUGAGAGUUGUAGGCCAGUCUUGUCCUAAUCUGAAGACAUUGAAGCUAAACCGCAGCCCUGGAAUUGAUUGUUUUUUGUUUAGACCUAAUAUUAAUGCCAUAGUAAUUGCAGAAAGCAUGCCCAAUCUACGCCACAUCCAGCUUUUUGGGAACGAAAUAAACAACACAGGCUUGAACGCCAUUCUUGACGGUUGUCCGCACGUGGAACAUCUUGAUUUACGCAAGUGUUUCAACAUCAACCUUGUGGAGGAUAUCGAGAAGCGAUGUUCAGAGAGGAUCAGAGUUUUGCGACGCCCCUAUGACUCAACUGCUGAUUUUCUAUUUGAUAACAUCUGGUUUCUCGAAUGUUAUUCUGAUUCUGAUUCUGAUGACGCCGACAGGGAUGACGACUAUGAUGACGACAGUUCAAGUUCAAUGGCGUGAGGUUCAUGUCUUCUAUUCUCUGUGUUCUUAGUUUUUUGUGUCCUUAUUUCUUUUGAAUUUUAAGAAGUUUUGAACGUGUGAUUCUAAAAGCACAAACAUUA
Messenger RNA from Arabidopsis lyrata subsp. lyrata, 753 nucleotides. RefSeq names its product putative F-box/LRR-repeat protein 23. The record is from RefSeq and is a predicted model, not a curated record. The coding region runs from base 128 to 652 and encodes 174 amino acids. The transcript has a single exon. Gene Ontology annotation, molecular function: protein binding. NCBI's taxonomy places the organism in Eukaryota, Viridiplantae, Streptophyta, Magnoliopsida, Brassicales, Brassicaceae.